CAGAAUUCUUGUACCUUGAGAUGGUUUUGGACUUUUUGAAGCUGAAUUUAAGCAGACAAUUUGAAUUAUGGAAUCUGGACAUGAGGGUGGAACUAGCAGUGAAUUGAAGGCGAAUCAAACUGUCACUUCUCCUAAAGGUACCAGCUCCUCCUUAUCCUCUUCAGGCAAAGACCUCAACAAUAAGUCCAAAACAGGUGCUAAUGGCACUCGGUUAGCUUCAGAUAUUAAUGAAGAGGAUUUUGCUAUCAGCUCUCUGUCCAGGCUAGAACAACCAAAUGAUGGAUUGAAUAAUGAAUCGGCAACAGAAUCUCCUCCAACACAGGUGAUGGCGCGAACUGGUGAUGAUGAUGAUAAUGACUCUGGUGAUCCUGGUAGGAUCCCACCUCAUGUGUUUGCUGGAAAUAAAGCUAAUGCUCCGGUAGAAUGGAGUGUUGCUUCUAAUGAAUCCUUGUUUAGCAUUCACAUGGGGAAUAUGAGUUUCACUAGAGAUCAAGUAAGCUGGAUGGGAAAAUCUGGAGAACUUGGUUUAGCUGGUGACAGUCAAUUUUCUGGGCCCUUAAUUGACCUCCCGAGUAUGCAGCCACCAACACCAACACCAACACCAACACCACAUAAAUCACCUGAACCU
Pistacia vera is the source of this 628-nucleotide messenger RNA. RefSeq lists its product as uncharacterized. The record is from RefSeq and is a predicted model, not a curated record. The transcript has a single exon. The annotation marks the transcript as partial. NCBI's taxonomy places the organism in Eukaryota, Viridiplantae, Streptophyta, Magnoliopsida, Sapindales, Anacardiaceae.